Paraglomus occultum is the source of this 1731-nucleotide messenger RNA. The record is from the annotation of a GenBank genome assembly. NCBI's taxonomy places the organism in Eukaryota, Fungi, Glomeromycota, Glomeromycetes, Paraglomerales, Paraglomeraceae.
AUGUCACAAUCUACUACUACGACUUCUCACUUUUCUUCCUCAAUACCACAUAGCCUAAUGGAACCGAGUAGAUGCCAUCACUGCGGUACAAUAGGCCACAAGAAGUUCGAUUGCACCGAGAGGUGCAAAGUUUGGUGCAACUGGUGUGGGAAUCCCCCCGCACGCCGACCUCCUGCUGUUGGCAAGGGUGGACAGGAUGUGCCUCAGAGACAAGGAAGUGGAAAUGGGAGAAACGCUGUUAAUGUUUCCGGCCCUAAUAAUGCUAGUAAACAAGUACAACAGGUGUCGCUAGGUUGGCCCUUGUUGCAACCUCCGCAACAACAAACACCGCCACCUCAAUCUCAUCAACAUCAAUCAUCAAUAUUUACGCCCCCUCCUCAACUUUGUCCUUCUCAACCAUUUCACAUGCAACAACCAACGUCAAAUAUACUUAUUCCUCAGAAUAUCCGGCCUGUUCCUCAAUUUGCUCAAAAUCAAGUUCCAAUAAUUAAUCAUGUCAACAAUAUAUUACCUCCUCUACCCGCACCAACAGUCCAAUCAACAUUUAGUCAACAGCGGCUUUCAAGUUGGACAACUCAGAUGCCACAGCAACCGCGGACAUUCGAUCUCCCUAACCAAGUAGAUCAAUCGUUGCAGCGUCCACCGACUCAGUCAUCACAAUCUUUUACCGCUGAUCGUACGGAUCAACAACCGCGGCGUCUUGAUCGUUCGAAUGCCGAGGUUGUGAACAAACUGAUAGCAAUGAAAGAGCAAAUAGAAAAGGGACUGCAUCCGACGAUUAAACCAGGAAUAAAAAGUGGGGUAACGACUAAAAGCUACACAAUAACCCAGAGUAUAGAAUCAGCACAUUCUAACGCGUUCUUCACAUCUAUAGAUGAUCGAAUUAAAUCAUCAACAAAAGAGAACACGAAGCUGGAGUCAUUUGUUGAUGUGAAGUUAGAUAUUCCUAAUCCAUUAUCAGAACCUGAGACCGUAUUUUCUUCUACUCCCAUUCCUUUUCCUUCAAAUUCCCAAACUGCAAGGGAUUCCAAUUACGAUAAAAUAUUUCGCGCUCCAAGGACUAAAUCUGUUGACUCUCCAUCUGACAGAGAUCGUCGGUUUACGCUUCGCACAGGAUCAUUUCCGUCACCCCUUGCGAGUGAUUAUUACUCUAAUCCUGAACACAAUCGGUUGGAUCUUGAUCGGAACGUAUUCGAACAUAGAACUAGUAGAUCACGUAGUCCUAAGCACAAUUUACGUGAUUAUCGUGAGUAUAGCCGUUCUCCCGCCUCUACAAGGCAUUGUGUGAAACCCAUGUCCGAAUAUGAUGAAAAAUAUUGUAGUCGUGAUGCUCUACCUGAAUAUAGAGACAAGGAUUAUCCCCGUCCUCAGGUUUUCGAAGAUCCUGGGAAUUAUUAUCCCUAUCCACCUGAACGUUACAACGAGAAGUAUGAUGAGAGAGGACAUAAUAAAAAUUACUUACGUGAUCCAAUGAUGAGAAGAUCUAGAUCACCGCCAUUUUAUCAUUAUAGUCGACGUAUGGAUGAGAGUGGCAAUGGAUGGUAUGGAAAUGGAUUGUAUGACAGAGAGUAUCAAAGACAAGGAAUAUAUCAUGAAUCGCCAAGGGAUGACAGGUAUGAACAUAGAGAGAGAGAAUUCCCAAUGAGAGAUAUUGAUAGAGAAUAUCCCGAAAGAGAGAACUCCAAAAUCAUGGAAUAUGAUUACGGUAUGAGCAGGAAGAGAUGGCAUUAG